CAAGCUCCGAUAAAUACUUGAUAUUUCUUCACGAGACCUCUCCAAAAUUCUCUCUCUCUCUCUCUCUCUCUCUCUCUUAGGGUUUGCUGGGUUCGGCUUAUGAAGAACAAGACAGCAGCUCUCCCGGGUCUAUGAAACCGAAAUCCGUGCAGUAAUUUGUCUUCUCUAUAUCCCUUCUCUUCCUUCUGUGUCCCAAGAUUUGAAGUGGGUUUCGUUUCACAUAUAUAAUGUUCAAAAUAUAUAAUCCCUGUGUCAGCUCCGUCGUUGUGUGUCAGAAUCUCCGCGCGUUAGGUCCUGGUUUGAAUCCCUUCGCACCCCACUGCAUUGCCAAUCACUCCCUCUCCUCCUCUCGCUAAUUCUGCCCUCACUUUCUUCUUUUUGAUUACCCAAAGGCAUGUAAAAUUCGCGGUCUUCUUGAGUGCGUGGAUAGAUCUUAUCAAGCUAUCAACAUAAGGGUUUCUUGGUCUUUGGUCGCGUACGUUUGCGCCCGUACAUACGUCCAUCUAUAUAUCUAUAUAUCUAUAUAUAUAUAUUGGGUUUCUGAGUGGUGAUUCUUUGUGAGAAGUAUGCCCCAGGAGCAGGCGGUUUCGAUUCGUCGAAGCUUGUCAAGAAGGCGGUCGUUGAGGGCUGGGGUUGAUAGGGAUGAUAGAGGAUGGACUCUGCUCCAUAUUGGUGCCCGCAAGGGUGAUCUCAGGGAGGUGAAGCGACUUCUUGAUGAAGGGAUGGAUGUGAAUGUGUCUGCUUGGGGCCCUAAAUCAAAGGGAGUGACCCCCCUCCAUCUUGCUGCUGAGGGUGGUCACCUUGAAGUUAUGGAUGAAUUGCUAGAGCGUGGUGCUAAUAUUGAUGCUAGAACUAUGGGAGCUUGUGGUUGGACACCACUUCACCGUGCAGCUAAAGAAAGAAGGAAGGAAGCAGUGAAAUUCUUGAUAGAGAAUGGAGCAUUCUUGGCAGAUGACAUCAAUGACAACAGGUUUAAUCCACCACUUCAUUACUGCCCUUGUCUUGAGUGGGCUUAUGAUGAAAUGAAGCGUUUUAAGCAAGAGAACUUAUCAGCUGGUGAGGCUUCCUCCUGCAGCUCAGAAAGCUGAAAUCCCCCUCAUUGCCAUGGCCUCCUCCUGUAGUUUGGUUCGCUUGGUGUUUAUUGUAUAUAUUAAUUAAAUGUAAACGUGGACGUGCAUCACGUAAUCAUGCUACUUUUGGUUUGUUUGGUGUUUCUUGCACAUGUUAAAACAUGGACCGUGUAAUCAGUAUGUUGUGUGUUGUUUGUUGUUGUCACUGUGACGUUUAUGAUGUUAUAAUGACUCAAUUUGUUGUGUUUGUCAAA
Molecule: messenger RNA, 1324 nt
Organism: Alnus glutinosa
Lineage: Eukaryota; Viridiplantae; Streptophyta; Magnoliopsida; Fagales; Betulaceae
Product: phytochrome-interacting ankyrin-repeat protein 2-like
Exons: 3
Coding region: 567-1088 (173 amino acids)
Molecular function (GO): protein binding
Source: RefSeq, a predicted model, not a curated record